Molecule: messenger RNA, 3809 nt
Organism: Rhipicephalus microplus (southern cattle tick)
Lineage: Eukaryota; Metazoa; Arthropoda; Arachnida; Ixodida; Ixodidae
Molecular function (GO): protein binding
Source: RefSeq, a predicted model, not a curated record
GAGAGAGAGACAGAAACAGCUUAUCUAAGCUAUCGUCACGACAACGGCUUCACCUUGUACAGAGCAGCCGGUAUCUACGUAGAGAGCAAAGAUCGCAAGCCGUUAUCGCGAACUGUGGAGCCAACGCCUUCUGGCCAGUCUCGGCUAGUCUUAGCAGUUGCGACCGGUUCUGCUUCAGGCUUCCUCAUUAUGGUCCCCAAAAGAACAUAUACAGCGUUGCUGCUAGUACUGCUUGCCAACAGUGUACGGUGCAACUUACUCGGUGGUUUCUUCUCUGGUAACGGCAGCCAAGUCCACGCUGAAGUUCACGGAACGAAUGACACCAUUCAGGCUAAUCUUCCAAUAACCACUCCGACACAUCUAUGUCAGCUUCACAGUUGCGGCUGCUACUCUGACGCCGUUCCGAAAACAAUCGACUGUUCCUACAAACACAUCCCUUCACUUAACCGGUUAGCCUUACCCAACCACGUCCUCGAAAUCAAUUUGGCGGGAAACGACCUCAAGAGCGUGUUGGACACUUAUUUCUACACGGCACCCGGCGUUCAUGUGCUCGACUUGUCCCACAACCACAUACAGUUCAUCGCAUUCACGGCCUUGCAGAUGUUUGGAGAACUGAACCAGCUCACGCUGUCUCACAAUCGUCUCGCGUCUCUCGAGGAAGAGGUCUUCUCUCAUCUCGGUAAGCUCCAGUCCCUCGACCUCAGCCACAAUAGGCUGACUACGUUGUAUCCUCGGAUCUUCGACCACCUCGGUAACCUCACCGAGUUGAACCUGGCCUACAACAGCCUCGUAGAAUUUAACGGCAACGCGCUCGCACCGCUCACCUCACUGAACAAGCUGAUCCUUCAGAGCACCGCUCUCAAGGAGCUCAGGCAGACGGACUUUGACGGCCUGACCAACCUCAAGUGGCUCGACCUCAGCGGAAACGGGUUUGAAGAGGUUCCGUUUAAUGGCCUCCACCGGCUGAGCCUGCUGCGUCACCUGGAUCUGAGCAGGAAUCCCAUCACGACCAUCAAACCUUACAGCUUUUACAACCUAACCUCUCUCAGGAGCCUCUUCCUGAAAUACAUGGUGGAUCUGACGACCAUUGAGGCCCACGCAUUCAGCGACGUCACGAGUCUCAAGAGCAUAGAUCUCAGCUUUUGUAAGAGGCUGUCAAGCAUCGACAGGAGGGCGUUCACCUACAACGGCUCUGACGCUAGAAUUGACCUGGACGAAUUUUACGUUCGCCAGACGGGGCUGAAGACCCUGCCCGCGAACCUUCUACGCUGGGAGUAUGUCACCAAAGUGGACUUUGCUGAAAAUGAUUGGAAGUGUGACUGCAAGCUCGAGUGGAUGCCGCAUGUCGUGAAAAGAGACGUCAUCGACGCCAAGCUGAGGUGUGGCAGCCCUAAGGAACUGGAGGGCCGUCUCGUCGCCAAGCUGAGCAGCGCCGACAUGCCGUGUGCCGAAAGCGUCGCCGUGGAGCAUCCUGGCUGGCAGGAGAUCAACAUCGCCAUGCGCGUCGCUCUCGGUCUCCUCAUCACCGUCACCGUCGUGCUGGCCAUCAUCAUCGCCACGCUCCUUUACUACAAGAUACGCGCCAAGCCGCACGUCUACCUCAGCCUGAAGCAGAGGCUCGGGUACAGCACCGAGGAGUAGCCUCUCGUCUGCCAGAGGACUACACUAGUGAGAACUCGUGUCUGAACAGUCGAGGCGGGAUCGAGCUUGCAGCUCCACUUCACUAUGGACUUCUGAGAAACGAUGAAUCUAACUGCGUUUCUGCGUCUCCUCAACAUUCAGAGAAGUCUUACUUUUGGCGCAAAAUCUAUGAUUUCCUGCCACGCUAGAGAUACGAAAAACGAAUGUUUUGUAGUCGGUUACACCAUAAGAAAAAAAAAAACAUGCCAGCUCCAACCACAGUCACCACUGUCUCUCUUACAAAGAAUAUGCAUGAGUGCUCCACCUAAUAGCGUGUACUGUUUAUUGUGACGUCAAGCACAUCAAGAGUGUUUCAGAUAGCUGAUUCUACCAGACAGACACAACUUCGUGCUGCUAUAUUUAGGUCGGAAACUUCAACGUCCUCGUAAACUUCACCAGAGAUAGAGAUGGCUGCUUAACAAAGCGCCAUGUGAGGUACUAACGAUGAAUUGUUCUUUGUCAAUAUGCGAAGUAUUUACAUCAGCCGAAAUAUAGUACUUGAGGUUGGAGUGAAAACCAGUGAACACGACUGUGUUUCACAGGUGAAUGGCUUGUAAGCUGUAGUUCUGCGGGCGGAGCGAACAUUGUCUUUCAGGUUGUAACCGAGCAUAAGAACGAAGUGCUUGCACCUUUCGUAUCUCUAUGUGUCUUUGUCAUCAUAUAUUUGGUGCUCAAAACCCAGAGAAUAUUGCUAGACAGCCCGAACCAACCCAUCGUUCAGGUGACUGUUCUAAGGGCCACGUGAUAAAAUGUGAAAUUAAAAAAAAUGACUACCACGGCCAGGUGGUGCAUCGCCGUGAGAUGAAUAACGCGUGAAAUGGCAGUGUCACGGAACACGAAUGUGCAGUAGAAUAGUUUUGAAUGAUUUUGCCUCAUUCGCGUUCGAGUGUGAAGCGACUAUUUCAAAUCGGAAACCCAAUGCUGAUUUUUGUUCCGAUAAGGUUUUCACUACGUCUCAUGUUCAUCAUAAAUCAUAAUUGUUCAUCAUAAAUGAACGGUUAAAACCGUAGACGUAGCAGUUCGCCGGACUUGUGUUGUCCACGUAAUUGUAACAAUAUUCUAAUAUUGUUAGAAUAUUACAGCUACUGGAGUAUAUUUUACAUAGUCCCGUCAAGGAUAACCUGGACGACAUCAAGAUAUUCAGAAAUCACACUUCAGCCUAUAAAUAAUGGAAGUUCUCACAACUUCAGCUUGUUUAACGCAAGGCCUGUUUCCUAACCCUUGCAAUCGUGGUUAGCUAACAGGCAGACAACACAGUAACACCUGCCUCUCUUAACUUUUUGCACUACAUUGGAUUGGAAUGUGUGGUUUAUUGCCUGUUUCCUGUUUCUUCUUUUGAUGUAUGACGUAUGUUAUGUAUUAGUUGCAAUGUUUCGUAGAAUGAAAAAAAACAACAGAAAUGAUGGUGCGUGGUUUUGGGACGUUAAACCUCAAAACAUUAUCAGAAAUGAUGGCGCAAGCACUAUUCAUAGCGUUUCAGCGGGAGUAAUUCGCAACUUUCUAUACAUGCCAUAAUGUGAGCCCCGUGCAUACAGAAAUGGGUGCCCGAUGCAUAUUGAUAACAGAUCGCUGGUAUGAGGCAUUAGUUGCAACCGUUUCUUCUUUUUAAAAAAUUGAAACACAUACAGGAAAAAUAUACUUCUUGCGACAUGGGACCCAAGCUUGCAGUGACACGUACUACCGCUUUAAGAUUAACAUCUUUAAACGAUGCUCAAGGAUGCACAAUCUAUCGGUGCUCUCACCUAUCUGCAUUUCGGCUGGUCAGCUAUUGCACACUUACACGAAUUCAACAGGUGAGUGGAGGCUGACGAAAUGGUGAGAUACUUGUUUUGAUUCUCCAUGAGAUUUGUUGACCAGUUCCUCAGAGGGAAUUAUGCUAAUACUACGUGUUAUGGACCAAUGACUGAUGGAGAAGACAGUUCUUUACCUCAGUCUGUGCCUGAACCAAAUAAUUUCGGUGUCAUUGAGUCGUCGUGUACUUUCGUUUUAAUUUUAUGAUAUAACAUUUUCUUAUGUAUGGAUGUGUAUGCUUUCUUUUUCGCCAUUGCAGUGAUUGAAUCAUCUGAAAGCCUCACUGAGAUCAAUAAACUAACAAUCUACUGCCGAGGAAGUCCUUGUUGGCUAGCGAC